UGUGUUUGUGGGAGUGUGUAAGUGUGUGUAAGUGUGUGUGUGUGUGUGUAAGUGUGUGUGUGUGUGUAAGUGUGUGUAAGUGUGUGUAAGAGGAAGAUCAGCAGUUUUGUGUUCACACUAAUUCUGAGAACUGGACAUUCGGAACACAUUUAGAUGAAUCUUUCAUGAACAGAGAAAUGAAAUCAGUGAAGAAGCUCAUCAUCAUUUACUCUCUAUUUCAAGCUGUUUUGUGUAGAGAAUUCUCCAUCAGUCUACCAGAGAGUGUAGAAGCUCUGAGAGGACUCUGUGUUCUCAUACCCUGCAGUUUUCAGAUUACAGAACAAUAUGACGUAGACCUCCAGGGAGAUCCUACAGGAAUCUGGUCAAAAGAUGGAACUAAUGCUGUCAGUAACAACGUCUUUAACUCUAAAGUAACUACAGAGAACAAGAUUGAAGGUGAAAUUAUAGGAGAUCUCCUCAUGAAGAACUGCACCACCAUCUUCUACAACAUCAGUGAGAGUGACAGAGGAACAUAUUACUUUAGAUUAGAGGCGUUGGGACGUCUAAAAAACACUUAUAAAACCGCAGUAUCAGUAAGAGUUCGAGUGUGUGUUUAUCUCAGCAUCUCCAAUCAGACCCUCAAUAACACUGUAUAAGGAGGAUCAGGGGGAGGUGGAGGACCACAAUGAGGUGGUGGAGGGAACUUCACUGAGUCUCAUUUGCACUGCUCGAUCUCCAUGUCC
Molecule: messenger RNA, 722 nt
Organism: Tachysurus fulvidraco (yellow catfish)
Lineage: Eukaryota; Metazoa; Chordata; Actinopteri; Siluriformes; Bagridae
Product: sialic acid-binding Ig-like lectin 12
Exons: 4
Coding region: 165-635 (156 amino acids)
Source: RefSeq, a predicted model, not a curated record